CUGAGGGCCAUUUUGCUGGUGGACGCAGUUUGGUCGGCUCUUUCCUCGCCUCACAGUGGCUCGCAAUCCAUGAUCUCGGUAGGAAUUCUCACAGUGAGCGAUCGAGUGUCGCAGGGCGCUGCAGUCGACAAGAGCGGCCCUACUCUAAAGGACCUUGUCGAAUCCAAGCUCGGCGGCACCGUUGUGGUCCAAGAAGUCGUUCCCGACGACGUGGGUGAGAUCCAAGCCCGGAUUUCAAGAUGGGCUGACGAGAAGAGGGCCGAUUUGAUUCUGACCACCGGAGGAACGGGAUUCGGCGUCAGGGAUGUGACCCCGGAGGCAGUCGCUCCGAUCUUGGACAAGAAUGCCCCUGGUCUAUCGACUGCAAUGCUCGUCGCCUCCCUGAGUAUCACACCAAUGGCUGCUCUGUCCCGGCCUAUUUGCGGUGUUCGAAAGAACUCGAUCAUUGUCACUCUGCCGGGCAGCACCAAAGGCUCCGUCGAGAAUCUCCAAGCCCUGCUACCGGUUCUGCCUCACGCCCUGGAGCUCUGUCGGGGCGAGCCUGGUGCCGGAGAGCAGACCCAUCGGCGGAUGCAAGCGGCAUCGGGCCAUCAUGACUGCGGCCACCACCACGAGGCCAAAACCAAGACUCAUCACCAGCAUCACCACCACCACCACCACCAUCACCAAGGUCGUGCUCUAGAUCAACAGAUGCUCUCGCUGGAUACGCCAGUCGCCCUUCGUCCCCGAGAGUCUCCCUUUCCGAUGAUCGGCUUUGACGAGGCACUGUCUAUCGUCCUGCAACAUGCCCAGCGUCUCCCCGCAGAGAAGCGGAGGGUCGACGUCGACUUGUCGGGGUACUAUCUUGCCGAGGACGUUCACGCCAAAGAGCCCGUCCCAGGCUACCGAGCCUCGAUUGUCGAUGGCUAUGCUGUAAUAGCUUCAGAUGGUGUCGGCGAAUUCCCCGUUGUCAGCGGACUGCUCGCGGGUCCUGGAAGUGGCCCCGAGCUCGAGUUGACGCCUGGCAAGAUAGCCCGAGUGACGACGGGAGCGCCAGUCCCCAAGGGAGCGACUGCCGUCAUCAUGGUCGAGUACACAACCGUGGUCUCAGCUUCGGAUGAUGGCAAGAUCGAGCACGUUGUUCGUAUCAACAAGGCUGCACACGAAGGGCAGGAUAUUCGAGAGAUUGGCUCGGACAUUUCCAUGGGCGAGCGCAUCCUCCGAAAGGGCGAGCAAAUCACUCCCAUCGGCGGCGAAAUCGGUGCAAUGGCGUCUGUGGGAGUAUCAGAGAUGAGUGUUUUUCGGAAGCCGAUUGUCUCGAUUUUGUCCACCGGAAACGAACUUGUCCAGCACGAUUCCAUGGAGCCGCUCCGAUAUGGACAGAUCCGCGACACCAAUCGGCCAUCCUUGAGAAUGGCCAUCGAGUCUUGUGGCUAUCAGGUGGUUGACCUGGGUAUAGCACCUGACAGCCCAGAGGAACUUGCCGCCGUUGUUCGCACGGGCCUGGAGCGAUCCGAUGUACUUGUCACUACCGGCGGAGUCUCCAUGGGCGAGCUUGACCUCCUCAAGCCCGUGCUUCUGAAUAAGAUCGGUGCCCGUAUUCACUUUGGAAGGGUGGCUCUGAGGCCAGGAAAACCAACAACGUUCGCAACAGUCACUUCCCAGGAUGCUGCCCCUCCAAAGCUUAUCUUCUCCCUACCUGGGAACCCAGUCUCGGCCCUUGUCACGUUUUAUCUGUUCGUUUUGCCUUCGCUCAAGAAACUCUCGGGAUCGACUGAUCCCUGUCUCCCCAAGAUUCUGGUCACGCUCCCCGAGAGAGUCCGGCUCGACUCUCGACCCGAGUUUCAGCGCGCCCACGUUUCUGCAAGUUACGACAGCACCGGCAUGAAGCUGGUCGCCUACACCACCGGAGGACAGCGGAGCAGUAGGGUCAUGAGCAUGAAGAGCGCCAAUGCUCUGCUCAUUCUGCCGGCCGCAGCCGACAGCGCUGCCUUCUUGGAGCCCGGCACGAAUGUCGAGGCAUAUCUAUUGGGGCCUCUCGAUACAGCUCCUUCAAGAAGCCCUGGUACACACGGACUGUCGUAGCCAUGGCCGAAACGAUUCGGUGACGCUCAUAACGAGAUCUCUGUGAAUUGCGACUCGGACGGUGAUGCUGCAGCCUCAGCGAUCGACCCUCGAUCGAUCAUGUGGCGUGUGCACCAACAUCAUAGCACCAACACCUGGAGUACUCCCAUUCC
Molecule: messenger RNA, 2216 nt
Organism: Polychytrium aggregatum
Lineage: Eukaryota; Fungi; Chytridiomycota; Chytridiomycetes; Polychytriales
Product: MoaB/Mog domain-containing protein
Exons: 10
Coding region: 70-2064 (664 amino acids)
Biological process (GO): molybdenum incorporation into molybdenum-molybdopterin complex; Mo-molybdopterin cofactor biosynthetic process
Cellular component (GO): cytoplasm; cytosol
Molecular function (GO): molybdopterin molybdotransferase activity
Source: RefSeq, a predicted model, not a curated record